AUGGCCAUCCUCUCCACCCUCAGGGAGCUCUUCCACCACCUCAUCGACCCUUACCUCUUCAUGAGCAUAUCCUUUCGCUUCCUCCCCGGCACCAUCCUCGACCUCCUCCGCGCCGCCGACUUCCGCACCCUGCUCUCCCCCGCAGCCUUCAAGGAAGCCUGGUUCGGCAACACUUGGGCCUUUGUCGGACCCCAGGUAAAGGUCAACGCCGAGAAGCGCGUCAUCCCCCUGCUCGAGGGCCGUGUGCACAACGGCGAGGUCGUGGAGGAUGUCGUCAACCCGCCCAUCAACGGCCUUGUCCUUGAGAUUGGUGCAGGGAGCGGCAUGUGGGCGGAUGUUUUUGCCAAGGUUGGUGGGGGUGUUGGUGGUCAUGAUGAGCAGCUGAGGCAUCGAAAGGGUGGGAAUGGAUUAACCCGUGUGUACGGCAUUGAACCCAAUCCUCAGUCAGCUGCAGCAUUGAGACGGCGUGUCAAGGAGGUUGGGCUCGAGGGUGUUUAUGAGGUCGUCCCCGUGGGUAUCGAGUCCAUCAACGAUCCCACAGCUUGGGACGGACGGAUUGAGCCUGGAACAGUCGACUGCAUUGUCACCAUCCUGUGUCUGUGCAGCAUCCCUGAGCCUGAAAAGAACAUCAAGCUGCUGUAUGAGAGUCUCAAGAAGGGCGGUCGAUGGUACGCCUAUGAGCAUGUCCAGGUUGAACAAGGGGGGUUCCUGCUCCGCGCUUAUCAAUGGCUCACAAACAUCGUCUGGUCGCAAGUCAUGGGUUCAUGCCGCAUGUGCCGAGCCACGGGCAAGACAUUAAGAGAAGCUGGGCCGUGGGAAAAGAUCGAUCUGGCGCCGCCAGUGGGUGAGCCAAGAUUCGAGUUGCUUCCUCAUGUUCUUGGAACAUUGACCAAGUAG
Molecule: messenger RNA, 897 nt
Organism: Fusarium keratoplasticum
Lineage: Eukaryota; Fungi; Ascomycota; Sordariomycetes; Hypocreales; Nectriaceae
Exons: 2
Coding region: 1-897 (298 amino acids)
Source: RefSeq, a predicted model, not a curated record